AUGGCCAAGUCCAAAUCCACCGCCAAAACCAUCCCCCAGAAACGCGCUGCGUCCCCCGCGCCGUCGCUCACCUUCUCCGCGACCUCCUUCGAGGGCAUCGAGGACGUCUCCACUGAUGCGGCCAUCGACGCCGACAUCAACGCCUCCGAGGUCGCCGCCGCCGCUCCCGCCGCUGAUGCCCCCACAUCAUCUCCUCCCGCCGCAGCUGGUCCAGCUACUGCUCCUUCGUCCACCGCCAACGCUACCGGCCCCGGGAACGCCUCAACUGCAACCCCUCCCGCCCUCCAAACCGCCGCAGUCAUCACUUCCCCCACCAACAACUCGGGGUUGUUCCUCUGUCAUGCCAGUCAAGGUGCCAGCCCCGCCGUCGGAGGCAUACCCAUCCCCACCGACGUAGCCCAGAUCAGCCAUCUUAUGCAAACCGUUCGUGCCAGUCCUCUCCACUCAACCAACAUGGGUGCCCGGUCCUUGACCUUCGAGAAGGCCGGUAAGGGGCCGGGGUACGGCUUCGGGAUGGUCAUGGAGGAUGGAGAGGCCGCUCAAUUUGUGUUGGGUCUCAAGCUCCUCCAGUCCUUCCUCGUUCACCUCCCAACCUCGCAAUACGCCACAUGGUCUAUUACUUGUACUGGGUCCGGUGUCAACGUCGCCGAUCACUUACCGGGUCUGGAGGCGCUCCAAGGCGGUGUCGAAGGUAUCGACAACGGAGCGCGACCUAUUCAUCCUAAGAGCACCCAUGGUGAUAUAUUCUUCAAGGCUGAUGUCCCUAAGGGGGAGAUCGAGGCGGCCAAGACGGCGGGGGAAAAUUUAACCUUCCCGAAUGUCUACGACGCCAGGGGCCGCACUAGUCUCAACGGUUCGCCCCUCCUCACCAACCGCGCGCUCCUUCAAAAUGGGCCCGACGUCGCUGUGGUCUUUUCCGCUAAGGUCUGGAAGGGGGAUGGUAUUACUCCGUUCAACGGCGGAAGAGCUCACCGCGGUGGUAACCCCGAGGGCUGGAGCGUGUCGUACGGCCUUAUCUCUCUCUUCCUGAUCGGAAACUCAGCAGGUGGCGGUGCGUCCGAGGCGGUGGUUACUCCCAAGAAGCACAAGGCAAUUUAG
Messenger RNA from Dioszegia hungarica, 1098 nucleotides. RefSeq lists its product as uncharacterized. Bases 1 to 1098 code for a protein of 365 amino acids. The transcript has 5 exons. The record is from RefSeq and is a predicted model, not a curated record. NCBI's taxonomy places the organism in Eukaryota, Fungi, Basidiomycota, Tremellomycetes, Tremellales, Bulleribasidiaceae.